AAUCUGGACUGUUAACUUUGCUGUUCCUGUACUGUCAGCUCACCAACUCAUCUUCUCAUCUCAUCAUUAUACCCUCUUCCUUCCGCCCCUUCACUUCCAUCCACUUCGGUCGCUGCGGUUUAUUUCUCUCUCUCUCUUGUUUUGCUCAACUCUUUCUAUUAUAAUUUAAAUUUGACGUCGAGUCCCAAACCGGUCAAUGAACAAUGCGGGGAUCUGAGGCAUCGGGGCUCAGUGCCCUAUGGGGUGCUCCCUCGACCCUCACCACUUCCGUGAUAAGCGAUCCGACAACGUCACCAGCCUCGCAGUCUCGCUAUCCGGCCACUGAUCCUCAACGAGUGGCAUCCGAUAUUGAACAUGUCCUGUUGGCAAUGUCCUCUCCAAGUCAGGAUGGCGGUCUGGUCAGCGCGAGUGGCAAUUCUUCGGGUUCUACCGGCAAGGGUAUCUUGAUCGGCGUCCUCUCCGCCUUCGGAUCUGCAGCAGUUGCUGUGCUUGUUCUUGCGAUAUUCUUCUUUUUCAAGUAUACUCAACGUGGUAGAAUUAUUUUGGACCGCAUCGGGCGCCCGGGUGAAUACGAUGAUGAGCAAGCGUUUCUGCGCGAGGAGACCGAGGCUUUGGAGGCCAUGGAUGAUCUGUCGAGGUCCGAGUAUCUGAGGGCAAAGGCAUUCAUCGAAGCUAACCCGCCCGAAUCGAUGCAAACCGAUAUCUCUCUCUCUCAGUUCCUCGCGAUCCAAGAAAAGGGUGUUUCAGCAUGGGAGUUCCAACCGGAGCUGGAAAUCGCCAACUGCUUUGUCGAGGCCCGCACAGAGAUUGAGUUCUACGAUUCGGAAUGCAGUGUGCAGACCAACCUACCUGUUCCGAAACAGAAUGAUGUUUACUAUUGGGAAGCGAAGAUAUACGAUAAACCCGAGAAUACUCUCGUCGGUAUUGGCAUGACCACCAAGCCAUAUCCUUUGUUCCGGUUACCAGGAUACCAUAGAGCCUCGGUAGCAUACCAAACCACGGGUCACCGGAGAUAUAAUCAGCCUUUUACACCAACGCCAUAUGGCCCUCCGCUUUCGCAAGGCGAUGUGAUCGGUGUAGGUUAUCGGCCUCGCUCAGGUACGAUAUUCUUCACUCGGAAUGGCAAGAAACUGGAAGAUGUGGUCCAUGGCCAAAAAGCGCAAAAUUUCUUCCCCACUAUCGGAGCAAAUGGGCCCUGCACCAUCCAUGUCAACUUCGGUCAAAUGGGCUUUGUGUUUAUCGAGGCCAAUGUCAAGAAAUGGGGGUUGGCGCCAAUGACGGGUAGUUUAGCCCCCCCGCCCCCGUAUGGUAGCGAGCAGGGUAGCAUUCUGCUGGAGUCCGGUCGCGAGAGUGCUGCUCAAAUUUCCCAGCGGGUUUAUCAGGAUGCCAACAAUGCACGUACGAGCUCCACAGUCAGAAUCGUACCGUCAGCCAGUCCCGGUCCGGUCCGGUCCCCCACGGAUAUUUCCCUCGCCCAGCUAGCUCACAUUCCUUCAAACGAAGAUGCUGGAGAAGGCUCAAGCCGCACGAAUGUUGGCGACGGGGAGCAUCCUCCACUGUUGAAUCCCCAAGAUGUCGACCAGGCUCCUCCACCGGAAUACUCGAGCCCCGAUAGCAGCCGAAGAGGCAGUGAAGAUCUGCCGCGCCAGGAUCAACCACCGAUACCUAGCUAUGAUGCGGCUGUCGGCAACAGGGAUGACAAUCCUUCGCGUCCGAGUGGAAACAACUAAUUCAGCCGAGGCGUACAAUUCAAAUUUUCUGUUUCAUUCUGUUAUUAGCAAAACCCCCUAUGAUGUGUGUAUAUGGUCUUUGAGCCAUCAAAUAUGGUGGCUUCCUCUCUGUUAAUCGAUUUUAGCGGCCACGGUUGGCGUUCCAAUGGAUGGGAUUAUUGCGGUUGGGGCUUUUAUGGGCUUUAUGCUACCCGGAUGUGGCAAUGACAU
Aspergillus pseudotamarii is the source of this 1940-nucleotide messenger RNA. RefSeq names its product SSH4 family protein. The transcript is spliced from 3 exons. Lineage: Eukaryota; Fungi; Ascomycota; Eurotiomycetes; Eurotiales; Aspergillaceae. Gene Ontology annotation, molecular function: protein binding. The record is from RefSeq and is a predicted model, not a curated record. Bases 204 to 1730 code for a protein of 508 amino acids.